UAGCCUUCGAACUUGCCUCGCCACACUUCCUCUCCCCCGCCUCCCGACCCGGAAGUUAUCCUCGCGACGCUGCUUUCCUUCCCACAAUCCCUCGCGCCCGUCCUUUCCAUCUUGGGCCCGGCAGAAUGGCUCCCGCAAAGAAGGGUGGCGAGAAGAAGAAGGGCCGUUCUGCCAUCAACGAGGUGGUAACCCGAGAGUACACCAUCAACAUUCACAAGCGCAUCCAUGGCGUGGGCUUCAAGAAGCGUGCUCCUAGGGCACUGAAAGAAAUCCGGAAAUUUGCCAUGAAGGAGAUGGGGACUCCAGAUGUACGGAUUGAUACCAGGCUCAAUAAAGCCGUCUGGGCCAAAGGAAUAAGGAAUGUUCCAUACCGUAUCCGGGUACGUUUGUCCAGAAAACGUAAUGAGGAUGAGGACUCGCCAAACAAACUCUACACAUUGGUAACUUAUGUGCCUGUUACCACAUUCAAAAAUCUACAGACAGUCAAUGUGGAUGAGAACUAACCUGCUGAAUCUCAAAUAAAGUUGGAGAGUUGCCUUCA
This is a messenger RNA of Myodes glareolus (Bank vole), 541 nucleotides long. RefSeq names its product ribosomal protein L31 (gene Rpl31). Gene Ontology annotation, biological process: cytoplasmic translation. Lineage: Eukaryota; Metazoa; Chordata; Mammalia; Rodentia; Cricetidae. Gene Ontology annotation, molecular function: structural constituent of ribosome. The record is from RefSeq and is a predicted model, not a curated record. Gene Ontology annotation, cellular component: ribosome; cytosolic large ribosomal subunit.